AAAUUGAAAAUGAAAUCAACCCACUUGUUGCGCCGAACCUGGGAUCUGGCAAGUAGCAACUAGCAAGGUCUACCAAUGCACGCGCCACCUCUUCCAGUUUCCACUAUUCCCUUCCAAACCCUAAUUUUACUCCAAUUCUCCGUUUCACAUUUGCAAUUUUUGAUUCCAAGACACCCCAAAAUAUAAAUUAUUAGGAGCAUAUACGUUUUUGCUUUCUUUUUUGCUGUUGCCCUUCCUGUGUUGCAUAACACAACCUAUUCUUUUACCACUGUGAUACCCAUUUGAUUACUAAGCAAAAUACAACUACUUUCUCAGUUUAAUUGAGUUCAUUUACAGUUCUUUGCAUCAAAUUUUGAUUUUGAAUUGGUGAGUGUUUUUGUUCUGUUAUGAGUGAUGAUGGCACUCGAAUCUUGGGUUCUCAGUCACCAAGUGUUCACCUCCAGUUCCAGAUUGUUUUACCCUGCGCAUGAGAAUCGGCGAAAGAGCUUACCAAUCAAAGUUUUGGGUAGAAACACUAGAUACCCAUUUCCCUUUGUGCCCAAUUGUGUUGCUCCAUCCACUUUUGCAAGGCUUCAGGCUUCAAGUUUUGGAACAGAUGCCAAGUUACUAGAUAGAACUAAGUUGAGGUGUUUAGGUAGUAGCAGCGAUUGUUUGAGCGAUAGAAAUGCCGUUUCCAAAGCCAAUUUGAACUUUAUACAGGAAUUGUUAAAGAGGGGAAUCAUCCUGGCUGCAACUGUUUGUGGGGUAUUGGUGUUUGGAUGUUCACGAGUUUUCGCCGUUGAAGGGGUUGCGAAUGCAGGAUAUGGUGUUUUUGGACAGAGCAUUCUUUUGCUUACGAAUACAUGGCCUAAAGUGUUGCAAGUUCUUCGUAUAUUUAAGGAGCAAGGUUUGGUGCUGGCAGUGCUUUUGGGCCUUUCAGCUUUUUUCUCGAUGGCAGAGACUUCAAUCACUACACUUUGGCCUUGGAAGGUUCGUGAGUUGGCCGAAAAGGAGCCUGAAAAUGGCGUCUUCAGACUACUCCGAAGUGAUGUUACUCGGUUCCUUACAACAAUACUUAUUGGCACAACGGUGGUCAAUAUUGGGGCAACUGCUCUGGUCACUGAAGCAGCAACUGCUAUGUUUGGUGAAGCUGGUAUCAGUGCAGCAACAGGAGUGAUGACUGUUGCCAUUUUGCUUCUCACUGAAAUCACUCCAAAAAGCAUAGCUGUUCAUAAUGCCACAGAAGUGGCUCGGUUUGUGGUCAGGCCAGUGGCAUGGCUUUCCUUGGUGUUGUACCCUGUAGGAAGAAUUGUUACCUAUCUUUCAAUGGGGAUGCUGAAAUUGCUUGGCCUAAAAGGAAGAAGUGAGCCAUAUGUAACUGAAGAUGAGCUAAAAUUGAUGCUAAGAGGUGCAGAAUUAAGUGGGGCAAUAGAGGAGGAAGAACAGGAUAUGAUUGAAAAUGUGUUAGAGAUAAAAGACACACAUGUCAGAGAAGUUAUGACGCCUCUUGUUGAUGUUGUUGCAAUUGAUGCAAGUUCAAGCCUGGUAGACUUUCAUCACUUGUGGGUCACACAUCAGUACUCAAGAGUACCUGUUUUUGAGCAACGUGUUGAUAAUAUAAUGGGUAUAGCUUAUGCAAUGGAUCUGCUGGAUUAUGUUCAAAAGGGUGAGUUGCUAGAAAGUACUACAGUUGGAGAUAUGGCUCACAAGCCUGCUUAUUUUGUACCUGAUUCAAUGUCUGUUUGGAAUCUUCUUAGAGAGUUCAGAAUCAGGAAGGUUCACAUGGCAGUUGUUCUUAAUGAGUAUGGUGGAACUGUGGGGAUCCAAAAUCGUUGUAAUAAAACCAAAAGUCUUUCUGGUUACAAGAUUGUAACUCUUGAAGAUGUUGUUGAGGAAAUUGUUGGUGAAAUCUUUGAUGAAAAUGACUCAAAGGAGGAGAUACAGAAAAAAACUGGCUACAUAGUAAUGCGAGCUGAGGGUGUUUUUGAUGUGGAUGCAAACACUUCCAUUGAUCAGCUCUCUGAAGAUUUGAACAUCAAGAUGCCAGAGGGUCACCAAUAUGAGACGGUAUCAGGCUUUGUGUGUGAAGCAUUUGGAUACAUUCCAAGGACAGGUGAGUGCAUCAAAGUAGUUCUUGAAAGGGAAGAUGAAGAUGAUAACAAUGAGUCCAAUGCUGACCAGCAAGAUCAGAAGGAGAAGAACCAGAUUUUCAAACUUGAGAUACUAGCUGGAAAUGCCAGAAAGGUGAGCGCUGUUCGGUUUGAACGCAUAAAUAAUAAUGAUGAAAUGUUGGAGACUAAAGUAACUCGCAUGGUCCCCAAAAUCAUGAAAAGAAAAUGGAGCAGUGAUGAGAACUCGGACAAUGAUGCAGAAUAUGACGGAGAUACAUUUGCAAAGAGACCACAGGAUGACAUUCCUAGUGAAUAUUUAGUUGAUCAGGAAAAUUCUAACAGAGGUUAAGUUUGUUCGUUCUUCAUAUUUUUCUCCUUUCUUUAUACCUGGCAUGCUUUGGUGCCAUUUUUGCAACAGCCUAUGAGAUGGAAAAAUUGAGAUACAUGUACAAAAUGAGAAGCAAUGAGUUCAAGCAUGUAAAACCUUGCAAAAGACGAAUUAGAGGCAUCUUUGCUAACGAAAGUCUUUAAAGAUUUGGUGUAAUAAAGAUGUCAGGUUUGAUCAAAACCAUAA
This is a messenger RNA of Glycine soja, 2664 nucleotides long. RefSeq names its product DUF21 domain-containing protein At1g55930, chloroplastic-like. Gene Ontology annotation, molecular function: flavin adenine dinucleotide binding. Bases 394 to 2439 code for a protein of 681 amino acids. The record is from RefSeq and is a predicted model, not a curated record. NCBI's taxonomy places the organism in Eukaryota, Viridiplantae, Streptophyta, Magnoliopsida, Fabales, Fabaceae. The transcript has 15 exons.